This is a messenger RNA of Cuscuta epithymum, 2522 nucleotides long. Lineage: Eukaryota; Viridiplantae; Streptophyta; Magnoliopsida; Solanales; Convolvulaceae. The record is from the annotation of a GenBank genome assembly.
AUCAGGUCUACGUAAUUCGUCAAAAAAAUUUCAAUUUAUUUAUUAAUGCUCUCAACCGCACAAAACGUUUUGUAGUUGAGCACCAAUAACCGAUCCCGGCGCGGCCAGCAACCGCCGAUUACCUCCGACCAAAACUUCUUCCUUCUCAUCACCGUUCAGGUUCCAGUCAAUGAAAACAAGUACUUUGCUCAUAAACUUACUCCAAUGAAUCAACAUCAACUCAAGACCCAGAAAAACGACGAUCAGACAUAACUAAUGGCGGUUCCCAAUCUUCUUCUGUAAGUAGUUCUUACACAACCAGGCCGGUUCUUUAAUUUUCCGGUAACAUCGCCGGAAAGAAAAAAAUGGAGAGCUUCAAUCAGCUGGGAGAGGAAAGCGUGGUCGUGUCGGCGAGGCAAAGGGGCAACGGCCACAGCAACUUCAUGUACGGCGGCGGCGGGUCGGUUCUCGGAAGUUACGGGAGACCCGCCGGCGCCGCGGAAAGCAACCACAUAUCCACCGGGUUUCAUCUCCAGUCCGGCGGCGGCGGCGACUGCUAUAGUCAAUCGGAAGGGCAUUCUCCGCAGGUAAAGAGCGAGGGAGAAAACGCCUCUCUUCACCACCACCACCAGAUGUUUCAGUACCCUUUGAUAGCCCGAGAUCAUGAGUAUCAUCAGCAGCAGCAGCAAGGGCCGGCGGCGGCCGGAAACUCUAUCGGUGACGGAGAUGCUUUGAAGGCUAAGAUCGUGGCGCAUCCCAACUAUUCUAAUCUCCUGGAAGCGUAUAUUGAUUGUCAAAAGGUCGGUGCUCCGCCGGAAGUGGUGGCGCGUCUGACUACGGUCCGGCAAGAGGCAGAGGUGAAGCAGCGAGCUUCGUUUGGUUCUAUAGAUUUCUCCAAGGACCCAGAACUGGACGAAUUCAUGGGAGCUUACUGUGAAAUGCUGGUGAAGUGUGGGGAGGAGCUGGCGAGGCCUUUCCAAGAGGCAAUGGAGUUCAUGCGACGGAUUGAAUCGCAGCUUAACGUUUUAUGCGACGGUCCGGUCAGGAUUUUCAACUCCGAUGGAGAUGAGAAGUGGGAGGGGGUUGGGUCAUCGGAGGAGGACCAAGACAACAGCGGAGGGGAGACGGAGCUCCGAGAACUCGACCCGCGCGCACAAGACCGGGAACUGAAGAACCACUUGCUGAGGAAAUACAGUGGCUAUUUAAGCAGCCUGAAGCAAGAACUAUCAAAGAAGAAGAAGAAAGGGAAGCUGCCCAAAGAGGCAAGGCAGAAGUUGCUUAGUUGGUGGGAACUCCACUAUAAAUGGCCGUACCCCUCGGAGACGGAGAAGGUGGCGCUGGCCGAGGCAACGGGCCUGGACCAGAAGCAGAUAAACAACUGGUUUAUCAACCAAAGGAAAAGACAUUGGAAGCCAUCUGAGGACAUGCAGUUCAUGGUGAUGGCGGACGGCCUCCAUCCACAGACAGCCGCUGCUGCCGCUCUUUACAUGGACGGGCACUACAUGCAUCAUCAUCAUGUCAGCGCCGACGCUCCAUAUCGCUAGUUUAAUUUCAUGCAUUCCCAUGGGUUUUCUUGUUGUCUUUCGUAAUUUAUUGAUUAAUUUAAGAUAAUCGUUGUUAGUGCAGUCGCUUUUUCUUAAUUCCUUUCUUUUGGCAGCUCAAUCACCUUGUUGACAUUAAUUGUAUUAAUUGUUUUUUCCAGAAAAACCAAUUCAACCUUUGUUUUCAAAUUACUUCAUGUGUAAUCUUUGUUGGGGUUAGGGUUUUACUUUCUUUAAUACCCAGUAAUUCAUAUUGGGGUUAGGGUUUUACUCUUAAUUAGAUGAAGGCUGCUUAAAUAGCCACUGUAUUUCCUCAGCAAAUGGUUCUUCAGUUCUCGGUCUUGUUCCCGCGGGUCGAUCUCCCGGAGCUCCGUGUCUCCUACGCGCAAAUAUUACUAUUCUAAAUUAGGCCUGGACUCGGGCCGGUUCGGGCCCGGGCCAGGCCUAGGUCCGGCCGGGCCGGCGGUUCUGGAAUGGGGGGCUCGGAACCGACCCAGGUAAUCCCCGGUUCCGGGUCGGGUCGGGCCUCGAGCCAUUGUUAUUUUUUUCCCUUUCCCUAGUUAAGUAAGUUAACCCCCACCCCCCUCACCCCAAACCACCCCCAAAUGGCCCAAAAUACCCAGCCCAACUUGAAAAGUAAAAAGAAAUUGAAAAAAAAAAAUUUAAAAGGCCCGGAACCGGGCUCGAACCGGCCAGGCCGGUUCAUGAUUUGGGGGGCCCGAGCCCGGACCGGAACCUGCGCGGGUCGGGCCUACCCGGACUGGUCACUGACCGGGCCGGGCUAGAACAGUGCCGGUUCGGGCCGGUUUCGGGUCGGGCCACCCGGCCCGAGUUCAGGCCUACUCUAAAUGGAUAGCUCUUCAUCUAAUUAAGAGUUAUUACCAUAAGAUUACCUAGAGCUGUCAAGGGUCUCUCUCGAUAACAUAUAUCCUAAACAAGUACAUAUGCUCAAUUUAUCGUUGCACAUUAUCCUUAAAGCUUUCAUUCAGGCACAACCAACGU